Molecule: messenger RNA, 1013 nt
Organism: Quercus lobata
Lineage: Eukaryota; Viridiplantae; Streptophyta; Magnoliopsida; Fagales; Fagaceae
Product: protein SULFUR DEFICIENCY-INDUCED 1-like
Exons: 4
Coding region: 33-920 (295 amino acids)
Molecular function (GO): protein binding
Source: RefSeq, a predicted model, not a curated record
GUAAAAUUAGACAGAAAAAGAGAGAGAGAAUUAUGGAUAGAAUUUCGAGGAAGAGCUCAAAAGGGAAGCAAGAGAAAGAUUUGUAUCAUAUUAUACACAAGGUUCCUCAAGGUGAUGGUCCUUAUGUUAAAGCUAAACAUGCUCAGUUGGUUGACAAGGAGCCAGAAGCAGCUAUUGUUUUGUUUUGGAAGGCGAUAAAUGCAGGAGAUAGAGUAGACAGUGCCUUAAAGGACAUGGCGGUGGUGAUGAAACAACUUGAUAGAACUGAAGAAGCAAUCGAAGCUGUCAAGUCUUUCAGAGGCCUUUGCUCUAAAUCAGCCCAGGACUCACUUGAUAAUGUCCUCAUCGACUUAUACAAGAAAUCAGGAAAAAUAGAGGAGCAGAUUGAGCUUCUAAAGCGGAAGCUAAGAAUGAUCUACCAAGGAGAGGCCUUCAAUGGAAAACCCACAAAAACUGCACGAUCUCAUGGCAAGAAGUUCCAAGUUUCUGUUAAGCAAGAAACUUCAAGAUUAUUGGGAAAUUUAGGUUGGGCCUACAUGCAGAAAUCAAACUUUAUGAUGGCAGAGGUAGUGUACCGAAAAGCCCAGAUGAUUGAUCCAGAUGCCAACAAGGCCUGCAACUUGGGCCUUUGUCUGAUCAAACAGUCUCGAUUCGAUGAAGCAUAUUCGGUUAUUAAAGACGUGUUAAUGGGUAGACUUCCAGGUUAUGAUGAUUUCAAGUCGAGGAAACGAGCUGAGGAGUUGAUUUUAGAACUAAAGUCCACAAAUCCAUCACUGGAGGAGCCUUCUGAUAUGUUGGGCCUUGAUGAUGAUUUUGUCAAGGGGCUUGAGAAUUUGACUAAUGAAUGGGGCCCAUUUAGAUCAAAGAGAUUACCUAUCUUUGAAGAGAUCUCUGAAUUGAGAGAUCAACUAGCAUGUUAAAAUAUUUUGUUUUCUUUUUUUAAAAGUAGUCUAUUCUUGUUCAUAAUGGGGUGUAAAAUAAUGGGUCUUGAAAGAAGCGUUGAUUGCUUGCUA